Messenger RNA from Trichoderma aggressivum f. europaeum, 1617 nucleotides. RefSeq lists its product as uncharacterized. Gene Ontology annotation, cellular component: P-body. Gene Ontology annotation, molecular function: mRNA binding. The record is from RefSeq and is a predicted model, not a curated record. Lineage: Eukaryota; Fungi; Ascomycota; Sordariomycetes; Hypocreales; Hypocreaceae. The transcript is spliced from 4 exons. Gene Ontology annotation, biological process: cytoplasmic stress granule assembly; P-body assembly. Bases 1 to 1617 code for a protein of 538 amino acids.
AUGUCUGAAUUCCUUGGAUCCCGUAUUUCUCUCAUCUCCAAGAGCGAUAUUCGCUACGUGGGGACUUUGCACGAGAUCAAUUCGGACGAGUCGACAGUGUCUCUCGAGAAUGUCCGCUCAUUCGGCACAGAGGGUCGCAGGGGCAGGCCUGAAGAGGAGAUAGCGCCAUCAGACCAAGUCUACGAGUACAUCGUUUUCCGCGGAAGCGAUGUCAAGGAUUUGCGAAUUGAGGAGCACCCCGCUAUCAAGGAAAAUAAGCCUCCUGUCAUGCCUGACGACCCUGCCAUUGUCGGUGCCCGAGCUCGUCCUGGAGCGCAAGGACCAAAUCAAAACGCUCCUGCUGGAGCUCCCCCCGGGGCCCCCGGCUUUCCACAACACCAAUUUCCUCCCAACCAGUUCUACGGUGGCCCUCCGCCUCCGGGCUCUUGGGGACGAGGCGGACCCGGCCCUAUGGCUGGACCGGGUUUUGGCAACGCGCCAUUCCCUCCGGGACCUCCACCCCCAGGCUGGUACCCUCCUCCAGGCCAAGGCUUCCCGCCUGGACCAGGUGGUCCAGGUCCAUGGGGCAACGCACCGUUUCCUCCGGGACCCGGUGGUCCCCCGGGCUCUGAAGCUCCUCAAGGUCAGCGGGCUGCACCUGAGCUCCCCUCCACCCAAGAGUCAAAGCCUCCUGUUGGACCCGGUGCAGACAAGUCGAAGGGGGCUCCCCAAUCAGACCCCAAAUCUCACGCUCAAGCAGCUAGACAGCCUGCCAACGCGCCAGCUCCUCCAGUUGAAUCCAAACCGUCGGUAGAAGAGGUCAAGGCAGUUGCUACGACGCUGGCAUCGAAUGGGGCUCCAAAGGCAACCGAUGCGUCCAAGGCCAUCCCUACUGGUCCCAAAGCGAACCGUGUCCAGCCAGUUUUGCCUCUCACCGGACCUGCAUCUAAGCCUUUCCAGCCUCCCUUUGCAGCGGAGAAAGCUUCCCAGGGCGUUCCUCAGCCUGCAGCUGCCGGGCCAAGCAGUGUACAAGAUGCUACAAGUGCCGCUAGAGCAGCCGUGGCGCUGGCGAUGGCACAACUGAGCAACACUGGCGGGAAUGCUAUGGAUAAUUUGACCACCAAGGUCCAAGAGAUGCGAGUCAACGCCAUCAGAGGCGGCAGUGUAAAUCGUGGCCGUGGACGAGGUGGCCGCCCAGCCAAGGUAGAGGUUCCCGAUGCAGACUUCGAUUUUGCUCAGUCAAACGCCAAGUUUAACAAGGAAGACGUUGGUAAGGAAGCCGUUGGGGGCUCUCCGGCGAACGAGGCUCCUGUAGCGCCUGCAACGGAAGGCUCAGAGACCCAAGAUGGCACCACUCCUGUGGCAUACAAUAAGUCAAGGUCGUUUUUCGACAACAUUUCCAGCGAAGCGAGGGAGAGAGCCGAAAACAAUGGCCAAAAGCCUGGCGGACGCGAGUGGCGCGGCGAGGAGCAGCGCAGAAACAUUGAGACGUUUGGCCAAGGAAGCGUCGACGGUGGAUACCGAAACUACCGUGGCCGCGGUCGCGGGCGCGGAACCCGAGGAGGCGGUCGCGGCUAUAGCCGUGGUGGACGAGGAGGUCCCCGUCCCCAGUAUCAGUCAACUGCCGCUGGCCAGUAA